CGGAGUCGAGGGCCUCGCUACACGGGGCGAGGUGGGCCGGGCCUGGUGGAGCAAGCUAGUUGAGGCCGCGGCCGCGUCCUCGUCCCCUCCGGGGGCGGCUCGGCCUCGCGGAGGCGCGUCUAUCCCGGCGGGCCCUCGGCCUCACCGGAUGACCGCCUGAGGGCCGUAAGAGACUUUUUGCAGACGGGGAAUCUGAGGCAGGCCUUUGCGCCCUGUGUUUCCUCACCUGUAAAACGAGGGGGUCGGAUUGGUCGCCCAGUGUAGGAUCGAGGCCCGACUCUUCCAUCAGGCCACACCGGGAGCGAGGGAGCGAGCCGGGCUGCUCCCGUUUUAUGGAUGGGGGAGCGGAGUGGUGGUGCUGGGGCCGCAGACUCUGGCUUGCCGUUUCUGGUCUCGAGUCCCAAGAAGGCGCCCCUUCCUUCAGCUGCGUGGCAGCUUUCUAGCUGCUUAGACAACGCGUGUGGGUUGAAAGACUCGAACUCUUCCUCUCAGUCUUUCCUUCCUGCCUCAGACAAGCCUUGAUCGCCAGGAGGAGUUUGGUGGCUUCUUUCCAUUUCUAAGGAGGAGGCCCUAAAGAUGUUCUCCAGUGACUUCAGUGUGGAGCCUGAGCUGAUGCACAAAACGCCAUCUCAGAGGGACCGCUGGAGGAAGAAACAGUUUUCCUCCAUGCAGGAUGAGAACAAGCACCCAACCAGGAAAAGGUUGUCCCGCCGUGAGAAACUAAGGAGCCGUCGACACAACCACCAGCUACUUCGGAGUAAAGAUAAGCCGGAGAAGUUGGUUCUGGUGGCAGCUGACAAUAGCUCCGUCCCUCGUGGUACUUGAACCCAAGCAGGAGCAGCCUCCUCGCCCCCUGAAUCACCCACGGUGCUCCCCAAAAUGCCUGUGAACCUGGCAGCAGUGGAUGGGCUUGUGCCCAUUAUAUAGAUCAGCGUCAGCAAGAAGCAGAGUGCUGAAAAUUACCUGGUGGCAAAUAAGACCAAGACAGCUGUCCUCAGCUUGGGCUGCAAAGAUGAAUCGAUGCCCAAACAGCAGGCAGAAAGCCUCCCUGAACCAGCUCCUGGGACCUCCUUGGUGGUGCCCACUGAGGUGCCUGAGAUGAAAGCUGCGGGAUCUGUGGCCAAACUCCAGAUAGCCCAGCCAGUGACUGUGAUGACCAAGCCGGGCAGGGCACCCUCCUCACCAGGAACAGAGACCCAGCCAGAGACUGAGCUCCUCUUGGACUUGCUGGAAAGCCCUCAGACCCUGAUAGGCCCCUGCUGUGACCGGCGCUCGGUGCGUAGGAGCCUGGUGUGCAAAUCCUCACAAGCCCACAGGGCCUCCUUGAUUCGUAAAGACUCCGUUGUCCUGAAGAAGAUCUGCUCUGCUCGACUGGUCCGGGAGCCAGCAGUCACCGGUCGCAUCA
Phascolarctos cinereus (koala) is the source of this 1405-nucleotide messenger RNA. The record is from RefSeq and is a predicted model, not a curated record. NCBI's taxonomy places the organism in Eukaryota, Metazoa, Chordata, Mammalia, Diprotodontia, Phascolarctidae.